This is a messenger RNA of Lontra canadensis (Northern American river otter), 18066 nucleotides long. RefSeq names its product obscurin, cytoskeletal calmodulin and titin-interacting RhoGEF (gene OBSCN). Lineage: Eukaryota; Metazoa; Chordata; Mammalia; Carnivora; Mustelidae. Gene Ontology annotation, molecular function: guanyl-nucleotide exchange factor activity; protein binding. The transcript is spliced from 72 exons. The record is from RefSeq and is a predicted model, not a curated record. The coding region runs from base 209 to 17554 and encodes 5781 amino acids.
UCCAGCUGACAGAGUCCGCCUGUCCUUUCGUCCCCGUCCAGUCUGAGGACCGGCCAGAGAGUGGGCUGCUGGGCGGGAGCCGCGUCAGUCCCGGGCCCGUGGAGGGAGGUGAGACCCAGCGGCCCCUGUUCCAUCGUCUGUGCCCUACGCCUGGGUGCUGCUCCCAGCCUCCCGUAGAGACAGGUCCCUCCCGCCACCCCCCCCCACCAUGGAUCACUCAUUCAGUGGGGCACCCCGAUUCCUGACCCGGCCCAAGGCCUUCAUGGUGUCGGUGGGCAAGGACGCCACGCUGAGCUGCCAGAUCGUGGGCAACCCCACGCCGCAGGUGAGCUGGGAGAAGGACCAGCAGCCCGUGGAGGCGGGUGCUCGCUUCCGCCUGGCCCAGGAUGGCGACCUGUACCGUCUCACCAUCUUAGACCUGGCACUGGGCGACAGCGGGCAGUAUGUGUGCCGCGCGCGCAACGCCAUCGGUGAGGCCUUCGCCGCUGUGGGCCUGCAGGUGGACGCCGAGGCCGCCUGCGCAGAGCAGGAGCCCCACUUCCUCCUGCGGCCCACGUCCAUCCGCGUGCGCGAGGGCGCCGAGGCCACGUUCCGCUGCCGCGUGCGCGGCUCGCCGCCUAUGGCCGUGAGCUGGGCCAAGGACGGGCGGCGCUUAGGCUCCCCUGACGCCCCCAGAGUGCGCGUGGAGGCCAGCGGCGAGGCGAGCGCGCUGUGCAUCCAGGCCACGCGGCCCCGCGACGGCGGCACCUACACGGUGCGCGCUGAGAACCCGCUGGGCGCUGCCAGUGCCGACGCAGCGCUCACCGUGGACGCGGAUGCGGACGCGGCGGGCCCUCCCGGGGCCUCCACCGCGGCGCUUCUGGCGCACCUGCAGUGGCGGCGCGAGGCGAUACGCGCCGAUGGCGCCCCGGCCUCGCCACCGGGUUCCGGCACGCGCACAUGCACCGUGACUGAAGGCAAGCACGCGCGCCUCAGCUGCUACGUGACGGGGGAGCCCAAGCCAGAGACCGUGUGGAAGAAGGAUGGGCAGCUGGUGGUCGAGGGCCGGCGACACGUGGUGUACGAGGACGCCCAGGAGAACUUCGUGCUCAAGAUCCUCUUCUGUAAGCAGUCGGACCGGGGCCUCUACACCUGCACGGCGUCCAACCUGGUGGGCCAGACUUACAGCUCCGUGCUGGUCGUCGUCCGAGAGCCCGCGGUGCCCUUCAGGAAGCGGCUGCAGGACCUGGAGGUGCGGGAGAAAGAGUCGGCCACGUUCCAGUGCGAGGUGGAGCUGCCGGCCACGGAGGCCGCGUGGUACAAGGAGGAGACGCGGCUGUGGGCCAGCGCCAAGUACGGCAUCGAGGAGGAGGGCACGGAGCGCCGGCUGACGGUGCGCAACGUCUCGGCCGACGACGACGCCGUCUACAUCUGCGAGACGGCGGAGGGCAGCCGCACCGUGGCGGAGCUCGCGGUGCAAGGCAACCUCAUCCGGAAGCUCCCGCGGAAGACCGCGGUGCGAGUGGGGGAUACGGCCAUGUUCUGUGUGGAGCUGGCCCAGCCCGAGGACUCCGUCCACUGGCUGAGGAACCAGGAGGAGGUGGUGGCCGGGGGUCGUGUGGCCAUCACCGCAGAAGGCACGUGCCACACGCUGACCAUCUCCAAGUGCAGCCUGGAGGACAUGGGCGAGGUGACCUUCAUGGCUGGGGACUGCCGGACAACGACACAGUUCUUUGUGUCUGCCCCUAGGAAGCCGCCCCUGCACGCACCUGAGGCCCCCAUGGUGAAGUCCAGGACAGAGUGCUCCGUGACCCUUGGCUGGUCCCCGCCACCCCACGGGGACCACCGUGUCCCCAUCGAUGGUUAUCUGGUGGAGAAGAAGCGGCUUGGUGCCCACACCUGGAGCCGGUGCCACGAGGCUGAGUGGGUGGGUGCGCAGGAGCUGACUGUGGCCAGCGUGUCUGAGGAGGGGGACUUCCAGUUCCGGGUGUCCGCUCUGAACAGCUUUGGCCACAGCCCCUACCUCGAGUUCCCAGGGACUGUGCACCUGACCCCACAGCUUGCCGUGAGGACGCCUCUGAAGGCAGUGGAGGCUGUGGAGGGCGGUGAGGUGACCUUCUCCGUGGACCUCACUUUGGCCUCGGCGGGCGAGUGGUUCCUGGACGGGCAGGCCCUGAAGGCCAGCAGCGCGUACAUGAUCCGUCAGGACGGCACACGGCAUGCCCUCACCAUCCACUCGGUGUCUGCCAGCAUGCACGGUGCUGAGCUCAAGUUCGUGGCCAACGGCAUUGAAAGCAGCAUCCGCAUGGAGGUCCGAGCGGCCCCAGGGAUGACCACCAGGCGUCCAGUAACAGCUGUGAGGGAAGUGCUGGCCCGGCUGCAUGAGGAGGCACAGCUGGUGGCUGAGCUAUCAGACCAGGCUGCAGCGGUGACGUGGCUGAAGGAUGGCCACGUGUUGCCACCAGGCCCCAAGUAUGAGGUGCAGGCCAUGGCUGGACAGCGGGCACUGCUGGUGCGGGACGUGGUGCGAGAGGACGCUGGCCUCUACGAGUGUGUCAGCCGUGGGGGCCGCAUCGCCUACCAGCUCCUGGUGCAAGGGCUCACUCCCUUUCUGCACAAGGACACUGCUGGUGGCUGUGUGGAUGCUGUGGCUGGAGGCCCAGCCCACUUUGAAUGCGAGACCUCGGAGGCCCAUGUGAGUGUGCACUGGUACAAGGAUGGAAUGGAGCUCAACCGCUCGAGCCAGCGCUUCUUGCAGGAGGACGUGGGUUCACGGCACCGGCUGGUGGCAACCUCAGUCACCAGGCGGGAUGAGGGUACCUACUCGUGCCGUGUGGGCGAGGACUCCGUGGACUUCCAGUUGCGUGUCUCUGAGCCCUCUGCAGUGUUUGCCAAGGACCAGCCAGCAUGCAGGGAGGUGCUGGCCAAGGCUGGGGCCAGUGCCACCCUGAGCUGUGAGGUGGCCCAGGCCCACACAGAGGUGAUGUGGUACAAGGAUGGAAAGAAGCUGAGUGCGAGCUCCAAAGUGCACGUGGAGGCCAAGGGCAGCAGCAGGCGGCUGGUGGUGCAGCAGGUGGGGAAGGCGGAUACUGGGGAGUACAGCUGCGAGGCCGGGGGCCAGAAGGUGUCUUUCCACCUGGACCUCGCAGAACCUGCAUUAGUGUUUGCCAAGGACCAGCCAGCAUUCAGGGAGGUGCAGGCCAAUGUGCGGGCCAGUGCCACCCUGAGCUGUGAGGUGGCCCAGGACAAGACAGAGGUGACGUGGUACAAGGACGGGAAGAAGCUGAGUGCGAGCUCCAACGUGCACGUGGAGGCCAAGGGCUGCAGCAGGCGGCUGGUGGUGCAGCAGGCAGGGAAGGUGGAUGCCGGGGAGUACAGCUGCGAGGCCGGGGGCCAGAAGGUGUCCUUCCGCCUGGAUGUCACAGAGCCCUCCGUGGUGUUUGCCAAGGAGCAGCCAGCACGCAGGGAGGUGCUCUGCAAGGCGGGGGCCAGUGCCACCCUGAGCUGUGAGGUGGCCCAGGCCCACACAGAGGUGACGUGGUACAAGGACGGGAAGAAGCUGAGCGCGAGCUCCAACGUGCGCGUGGAGGCCAAGGGCUGCAGCAGGCGGCUGGUGGUGCAGCAGGCGGGGAAGGCGGACGCCGGGGAGUACAGCUGCGAGGCCGGGGGCCAGAAGGUGUCCUUCCGCCUGGACGUCACAGAGCCGGAGCCUGAGUCCCCCGCCCUGGAGAGACCCGGCCGCAGGGAGCCUCUGGUGGUCAGGGAGCAUGAGGACAUUGUCCUGACGGCCACUCUGGCCACACCCUCUGUGGCCGCGGUGACGUGGCUCAAGGAUGGUGUGGAGAUCCGCCGAAGCAAGCGUCAUGAAACAGCCAGCCUGGGGGACACCCACACCCUGACCGUCCACGGGGCCCAGACCCUGGACAGCGCAGUCUACAGCUGCCGUGUGGGCACGGCAGGGCAGGACUUCCCGGUGCAGGUGGAAGAGGUGGCCACCAAGUUCUGCCAGCCCCUGGAGCCUGUGAGCGGGGAGCUGGGGGGCACGGUGACACUGGUGUGUGAGCUGAGCCCGCCCCAGGCCGAGGUCGUGUGGCGCUGCGGGAGCACACAGCUCCGGGCUGGGAAGCGCUUCCAGAUUGAAGCCACGGGGGCCCGGCGCUCCCUCACGGUGUCAGGCCUGCGGCUGGAGGAUGCGGGGGAGUACACGUGCGAGACCCGCAAUGACCGCACCAGCGCUCAGCUCACCGUCAACGCCCCCCGCACGGUCAAGUUCACAUCAGAGUUGAGGGCGGUGGUGGCCGAGGAAGGUGGAGAGGCCACCUUCCAUUGCGUGGUGUCCCCGGGCGACUCGGCAGUCACGUGGUUCCGGGACGGUGCCUUGCUGCAGCCCAGCCAGAAGUUUCUCAUCUCCCAAAGUGGCUCUAGCCACAGCCUGACCAUCUCUGGCCUGACCCUGGAGGACGCUGGCCAGAUCACUGCAGAGGCUGAGGGUGUCCAGUCCUCAGCUGCUCUCCGGGUGCGAGAGGCUCCGGUGCUAUUCAGAAAGAAGCUGGAACCCCAGACGGUGGAAGAGCGGAGCUCAGUGACCAUGGAGGUGGAGCUGACGCGGCCGUGGCCCGAUGUCAAGUGGACACGGAAUGCAGCAGCCCUGGCGCCAGGCAAGAACGUGGAGAUCCACGUGGAAAGCACCAGUCACCGCUUGGUUCUGCACUGUGUGGGUUUCGCCGACCGUGGCUUCUAUGGGUGCGAGACUCCAGACGACAAGACGCAGGCCAAGCUCACCGUGGAAAUGCGCCGGGUCCAGCUCGUGCGGGGCCUACAGGCGGUGGAGGUGUCCGAGCAGGGCACCGUCAGCAUGGAGGUGGAGCUGUCCCAUGCUGCCGUGGAGGGCAGCUGGACGCGGGAUGGCCUGCGGCUGCAGCCAGGGCCCACGUGCCAGCUGGCCGUGCGUGGCCCCAUCCACACGCUCACGCUGUUGGACCUGCGGCCGCAGGAUGGCGGCCUCGUCGCCUUCAAAGCUGAGGGGGUGCACACGUCUGCGCGGCUCAUGGUAACCGAGCUGCCUGUGAGGUUCAGCCGCCCCCUGCAGGACAUGGUGGCCACAGAGAAGGACAGGGUGACCCUGGAGUGUGAGCUGUCUCGCCCCAGUGUGGACGUGCGCUGGCUGAAGGAUGGUGUGGAGCUGCGGGUGGGCAAGACGGUGGGCAUGGUGGCCCAGGGUGCCUGUCGGAGUCUCGUCAUUUACCGGUGUGAGCUCGGGGACCAGGGCGUGUACGUGUGUGACGCCCGCGACGCUCAGAGCUCAGCCUCCCUGAAGGUGCAAGGUCGCAAGGUCCAGAUCGUGAGGCCCCUGGAGGACGUGGAGGUGAUGGAGAAGGAGGGUGCCACGUUCUCCUGUGAGGUCUCGCUCGACGAGGUGCCGGCCCAGUGGUUCUGGGAGGGCACUAAGCUUCGGCCCAGUGACAACGUGCGCACCCGCCAGGAAGGAAGGAAAUACACUCUCAUCUUCCGGAGGGUCCUGGCAGAAGAUGCCGGGGAGAUCAGAUUUGUCGCGGAAAAUGCAGAAUCACGAGCACAGCUCCAAGUGAAAGAGCUGCCGGUGGCCAUCCUGCGGCCGUUGCGGGACAAGAUAGCCAUGGAGAAGCACCGCGGCGUGCUGGAGUGCCAGAUGUCUCGGGCCAGCGCGCAGGUACAGUGGUUCAAGGGCAGCGUGGAACUGCAGCCCGGGCCCAAGUACGAGAUGGUCAGUGACGGCCUCUACCGGAAGCUAAUCAUCAAGGAGGUGCAGCCCGAGGAUGAGGACACGUACACCUGCGACGCUGGAGACGUGAAGACCAGCGCCCAGUUCUUCGUGGAAGAGCAAUCCAUCACCAUCGUGCGCGGCCUGCAGGACGUGACCGUGAUGGAGCCUGCCCCAGCCUGGUUCGAGUGCGAGACCUCCAUUCCGGCGGUGCGGCCGCCCAAGUGGCUCCUGGGAAAGACGGCGCUGCAGGCGGGGGCGGACGUGGGCAUGGAGCAGGAGGGCACAGUGCAUCGGCUGACGCUGCGGCGCACCUGCUCCACCAUGACCGGGCCCGUGCACUUCACCAUCGGCAAGUCGCGCUCCACCGCGCGCCUAGUGGUCUCAGACAUCCCGAUGGUGCUCACGCGGCCGCUGGAGCCCAAGGCGGGGCGCGAGCAGCAGUCGGUGGUCCUGUCCUGCGACUUCAAGCCGCCCCCCAAGGCCGUGCAGUGGUACAAGGAGGACGCUCCCCUGGCACCCUCUGAGAAGUUCAAGAUGAGCCUGGAGGGCCACAUGGCAGAGCUGCGAAUCCUCCGCCUCACACCCGCGGACGCCGGCGUCUACCGGUGCCAAGCCGGCAGCGCCCAGAGCAGCACGGAGGUCACCGUGGAAGCGCGCGAGGUGACCGUGACGCAGCCGUUGCAGGACACAGAAGUCACGGAGGAGAGCCGAGCCUCUUUCUUCUGUGAGCUGUCCCGUGAGGACGAGGAGCUGGAGUGGUCGCUCAACGGCAGGCCUCUGUACAACGACAGCUUCCAUGAGAUCACCCACGAGGGCCGGCGCCACACGCUGGUGCUGAAGCGGGUCCGGCGGGCUGACGCAGGCACUGUGCGCGCCUGCUCCCCCAAGGUGUCGGCCACUGCCCGCCUGGAGGUCAAAGCAAAGCCAGUGGUGUUCCUGAAGGCUCUCGAUGAUGUGUCCGUGGAGGAGCGGGGCACGCUGGCCCUGCAGUGCGAGGUCUCCGACCCCCAGGCCCGCGUGGUGUGGCGGAAAGACAGCGUGGAACUGGGCCCCAGCGACAAGUACGACUUCUUGCACAUGGCGGGCACGCGCGGGCUUGUGGUGCAUGACCUGAGUCGGGACGACACCGGCCUCUACACUUGCAGCGUCGGCUCCGAGGAGACCCGCGCCAGAGUCAGUGUUCACGACCUACACGUGGGCAUCACCAAGAGGCUGAAGAUGGUGGAGGUGCUGGAGGGCCAGAGCUGCACGUUCGAGUGUGUCCUGUCCCACGAGAACACCGGCGACGUGGCCACGUGGACCGUGGGUGGGAAGACGGUGGGUGGCUCGGGCCGCUUCCGGGCCAGCCGCCAGGGCCGCAAGUACACCCUGGCUGUCCAAGACGCUGCUCCUAGUGACGCUGGGGAGGUGAUGUUCUCCAUACUGGACCUCACCUCCAAGGCCUCCCUCAUCGUCCGAGAGAGGCCCGCGGACAUCGUGAAGCCCCUGGAAGACCAGAAGGCUGCUCCGGGCGAGGAUGUGGUGCUGAGCUGUGAGCUGUCCCGGGCUGGCACCCCAGUGCGCUGGCUGAGGGACGGGAAGGCCAUUCGCAAGAGUCAGAAGUACGACCUCGUCGUGGACGGUCCUCGGGCCAUGCUGGUGGUCCAUGCUGUCUCGCCCAAGGACUCCGGCGAGUACACGUGUGAGACAGAGGCUUCCAAGAGCACAGCGAGCCUCCGUGUGGAAGAAAAGGCAAACCGCUUCACGGAGGAGCUGGCUGAUGUGCAGGGGACGGAGGAGGGCACGGCCGUGUUUGUGUGUAGGACUGAGCGGCCUGCCGCCGUGGUGACCUGGCGUAAGGGGCUUACGGAGCUGCCUGCCUCAGGGAAGCACACACCCAGCCAGGAUGGCCUGACCCUGAAGCUGACCAUCAGUGCCCUGACCAAGGCAGACAGUGACACCUACACCUGCGACAUCGGCCAGGCCUGCUCCCAGGCCCGGCUCCUGGUGCAGGGCCAGAGGGUGCUCAUCACAGAGGACCUGGAGGAUGUGGAGGUGCGCGAGGGCUCGUCCGCCACCUUCUCCUGCCGCAUCUCCCCCGCCGACUACGGGCCUGUGCAGUGGUUCCUGGAUCAGACGCCCCUGCACCCCAAUGAGCUCAAUGAGAUCCAGGCUCAGCCCGGCGGGUACCAUGUGCUCACCCUUCGGCAGCUGGCUCUCAAGGACUCAGGCACCAUCCACUUUGAGGCGGGAGACCAGCGGGCCUCAGCCACACUGCAGAUCACAGAAAAGCUGAGUGUGUUCUCCCGUGAGCUCACAGACGCUACUGUCACGGAGGGGGAGGACCUGACCCUGAUCUGUGACACCACCACCUCGGACAGCCCUGUGUCCUGGACCAAGGAUGGGAAGGCCCUGCGGCCAUCGGCUCGCUGCCAGCUGAGCCAGGAGGGCCACCGGGCCCAGCUGGUCAUUACUGGAGCCACCCUGCAGGACGGUGGGCGCUACAAGUGUGAGUCUGGGGGCUCCUGGACCAGCUCCAUUGUCAGGGUCCACGCUCGGCCAGCACGCUUCCGGGAGGGGCUGAAGGACCUGGAGGUGCUGGAGGGCGGGGCUGCCACUCUGCGCUGCAAGCUGUCGUCUGUGGUCACGCCCGUGGAGUGGCGCCGUGGAGAGCAGGUUCUGCGGCCUGGGCCCAAGUACAGUUUGCAUCAGGAGGGCACGGUGCUCGAGCUAGUGGUCCGGGACCUGCGGCCCCAGGACAGCGGGCCGUACUCCUGCUGCUUCGGGGACCAGAGGACCAUGGCCACGCUCACUGUGAAGUCCUCACCUGCUGAGUUCAUAGGGAGAAUGAGAAGCAAGGAGGCCACGGAAGGGGCCACGGCCACGCUGCGCUGUGAGCUGAGCAAGGAGGCCCCCGUGGAGUGGAAGAAGGGGUCCGAGACCCUCAGAGCUGGGGACAGAGUCAGCCUGAGGCAGGAUGGGACCACGUGUGAGCUGGAGAUCCGUGGCCUGGCCGUGGCAGAUGCUGGGGAGUACUCGUGUGUGUGCGGGCAGGAGAGGACAUCGGCCACGCUGACCGUCAGGGCCCCACAGGUGGUAUUCAGGGAGCCCCUGCAGAGCCUGCAGGCUGAGGAGGGGGCCUCGGUCACCCUGCGGUGUGAACUGUCCCAGCCCAACGCCGCCGUGGUCUGGAGCAAGGGCGGCCUAGAGGUGCAGCCUGACGGGCGCAGGGAGCCUCGGCAGCGGGGCCCCAUAGUGGAGCUUGUACUGCGGGACCUGCGCCGGGAGGACACAGGCGAAUACGCAUGUACCUGUGGACCCCAGGCCACCAGUGCCACCCUCACUGUUACAGCUGCACCUGUGCGGUUCCUGCGGGAGCUGCAGGCCCAGCAGGUGGACGAGGGCGCCACGGCGCGCCUGCGCUGCGAGCUGAGCCGAGAGGGCGCCAGCGUGGAGUGGCGGAAAGGGUCUCUGCAGCUCUUCCCGUGCGCCAAAUACCAGAUGGUGCAGGAGGGCAGGACGGCGGAGCUGCUGGUGCGGGGCGCGGAGCCGGAGGACUCCGGCCACUACACCUGCAACGCGGGCGACUCGCAGAGCACUGCUAGGCUCUCCAUCCGAGCCCCUAGGCCCGUAUUCCGGGAGGAGCUGCAGAGCACGGAGCAGGAUGCCGGCAGUGUGGCCCGGCUGCGCUGCGAGCUGAGCGGGACAGAGACCGGUGUCCCCGUGCAGUGGCUCAAGGAGGGUGUGGAGCUGCACGGGGGCCCCAAAUAUGAGAUAAGGCGCCUGGGGACCACAUGUGAGCUGCUGAUCCACGGGCUGGAGGCCAAGGACACGGGCGAGUAUGUCUGCCUUGCCGGCGGCCAGAAAACCGUGGCCGCUGUCAGGGUCAGAGAGCCGGAGGUGACCAUCGUGCGGGGGCUGGAGGAUGCCGAGGUGCAGGUGGACGGGGACGUGGAGUUCGCUUGUGAGGUGUCACGGGACGGAGUCGCCAACGUGGAGUGGCGUCUCCAGGGCCUGCCGCUGCAGAACAAUGCGGUGACAGAAGUGUCGGUGCGGGGAGGCCGCACCCACAUUCUCCGGCUGACGGGCGUGACCCCCGAGGAUGCAGGCACCAUCUCUUUCCACGUGGGCGUCCACACGUCCUCUGCCCAGCUCACUGUCCGAGUCCCUGAGGUGACCAUUCUGGAGCCGCUGCAGGACCUGCAGCUCAGCGAGGGCCAGGACGCCCAUUUCAGGUGCCAGCUGUCCAGGGCCUCUGGCCAGGAGGCCCGCUGGGCCCUGGGAGGGGUACCACUGCAGGCCAAUGAGAUGAAUGACAUCACUGUGGAAGAUGGCACGCUCCAUCUCCUCACCCUGCACAAGGUGACCCUAGAGGAUGCUGGAACCAUCAGUUUCCAAGUGGGCUCAUGUAGCUCGGAGGCCCAGUUAAAGGUCACAGAGGCGGCCCCAUGCCUGGUACGUGGCUUGCAGAAUGUGGACGUCUUUGCGGGGGAGGUGGCCACGUUCUCCUGUGAGGUGUCCCGCGCCGGUGGGCCGGAGGCCCGCUGGUGGCUGGAUGGCACCCUACUGCAGGACAGCCCCCAGAGCGCCAUCUCCGUGCGUGAUGGGACCUUCCACUCCCUCACGCUCUCGGGCCUGGGGGUUGCCGACUCGGGCACCAUCACCUACCGUGCAGGGGCCCUGGUCUCCACGGCCAAGCUGUUGGUCAAAGAUCCCACGGUGGAGGUGGUCAGUGCCAUGCAGGACCUGGUGGUGGAGGAGGGCGGCCCGGCAGAGCUCCUCUGCCAGUACUCGCGGCCCGUGCAGGCCACGUGGAAGAUGGACGAGCAGGAGGUGUGCGCUGACGGGCGCCGUGUCUUCAUAGAGCAGGACUGGACCGUGGCCAGGCUGUCCUUCAGGCCAGCCUUGCCUUGCGACAGUGGCAUCUAUUCUUGUGAGGCUGCGGGCACCCGCGUGGCAGCCCUGCUCCAUGUGCAAGCCAGCAACACAGUGCUGCGUGGGCUGGAGAACGUGGACGCGCUGGAAGGUGGCGAGGCGCUGUUCGAGUGCCAGCUGUCGCGCCCCGAGGCGGCUGCCCACAGCUGGCUGCUGGACGAUGAGCCCGUGCACAGCUCAGAGAGCGCGGAGGUGGUCUACUUCGACAAUGGCCUGCGUCACCUGCUGCUGCUCAAGAACCUGCGGCCGCAGGACAGCUGCCGGGUCACCUUUCUGGCGGGGGACGUGGGGACGUCCGCAUUCCUCACGGUCAGAGGCUGGCGCCUGGACGUCCUGGAGCCGCUGCAAGACGCCACGGUGCGAGCCGGGGUGCAAGCCCACUUCACCUGCACGCUCAGCGAGGCGGUGCCGGUGGGCGAGGCGACCUGGUACAUCAACGGGGCUGCUGUGCAGCCGGACGACCCUGACUGGAUGGUCACCGCGGAGGGCAGCCACCAUGCCUUGUUGCUGCGCAGUGCCCAGAUGCACCAUGCUGGCGAGGUCACCUUCGCCGCCCGCGAUGCCGUGGCCUCUGCUCGGCUCACCGUACUGGGCAUCCCGGAUCCCCCAGAGGACGCCGAGGUGGUGGCGAGGAGAGGCCGCUCCGUGACGCUGUCAUGGGUGGCACCCGCAAGCGACGGUGGCGGCGGUCUCUGCGGCUAUCGUGUGGAGAUGAAGGCAGCCGCCACGGGCGAGUGGCGCCUGUGCCAUGAACUGGUGCCCGGGCCGGAGUGCGUGGUGGAUGGCCUGGCCCCCGGGGAGACCUACCGCUUCCGCGUGGCAGCUGUGGGCCCAGCGGGGGCUGGGGAGCCCGUGCACCUGCCGCAGACAGUGAGACUGGAGCCCCAGGAGCCUGAACCUGCACCGCCAGCUCCCGUGCCGGGGUCUCCCGCGUGCCCCGCUCCCGUGCCCCCGGCUCCCACGCACCCCGCUCCCGAGAGCCGGCAGGUGGUUGCCGGUGAGGACGUGUGUUUGGAGUGCGAGGUCACUGAGGCGGGUGAGGUCGUCUGGCUGAAGGGGACAGAGCUCAUCCAGCCCAGCGGACGCUUCCAGGUUCUCUGCCGGGGUCAGCAGCAGACGCUGGUCAUCCGGGGAUUCUCGGCGGAGGACCAGGGCGAGUACCGCUGCCGCCGCACCCAGGACCCCACCUCCCCUGCAGCUGCCACUUUCCAGGUGGUGCUGACCCCCGGGUCCGGGGAUGAGACCCCUGCACAGCCCAGCCUCCCCCCUGAGGCAGCCCAGGAGGGCGACCUGCACCUGCUGUGGGAGGCCCUGGCCCGGAAGCGCCGCAUGAGCCGUGAGCCCACGCUGGACUCCAUCAGUGAGCUGCCCGAGGAGGACGGUCGCCUGCAGCGUCUGCGACAGGAGGCAGAGGAAGCAGCCCCUGAGCUCUCGGAGGACUACUCCACAGCAGAUGAGCUGGCACGAACUGGCGAGGCUGACCUCUCACAUACCAGCUCUGACGAUGAGUCCCGGGCAGGCACUCCUUCCCUGGUUACCUACCUCAAGAAGGCUGGGAGGCCCAGCACCUCACCACUGGCCAGCAAGGCUGGGGUCCCCACAGUCCUACCUGGGAAGCCACAGAAGCAUCAGGACCAGCCAGCGGCCACUCGCCCACCAGCGGGCGACCUGAGUGACCCAUCCAUGGACAAGGCAGCCGUGAAGAUCCAGGCUGCCUUCAAGGGCUACAAGGUCCGCAAGGAGAUGAAGCAGCAGGAGGGACCUGUGUUCUCCCGCACGUUCGGGGACACCGAGGCACAGGUGGGGGAUGUCCUGCGUCUGGAGUGUGUGGUGUCCAGCAAGGCGGACGUACGUGCCCGCUGGCUGAAGGAUGGCAUGGAGCUGGCGGACGGUGGGCACCACCACAUCGACCAGCUUAGCGACGGCACCUGCUCCCUGCUGGUCACGGGCCUGGGCCGGGCGGACGCCGGCCGCUACACCUGUCAGGUGAGCAGCAAGUUUGGCCGCGUGGCCCACAGUGCUUGUGUGGUGGUCAGUGGGACUGAGAGCGAGGCGGAGAGCUCCUCCGGGGGUGAGCUGGACGACGCCUUCCGCCGGGCGGCCCGGCGGCUGCACCGGCUCUUCCGUACCAAGAGCCCGGCUGAGGUCUCAGACGAAGAGAUCUUCCUCAGCGCGGAUGAGGGAUCCGCAGAGCCCGAGGAGCCUGCAGACCGGCAGACGUACCGCGAGGACCAGCACUCCGUCCACAUCCACUUCGAGUCCCUGGACGAAGCCCACCGUGCGGCCACCUGCUUCCGAGAGAUGUUCGGCACCAUGGGCAUCUCGGUGGACAUCAGCCUGUCGGAGCAGGGGCCCAGGGGCGUGGAGAUGCGCAUCAGCAAGCUGGCUCUGCCCCCUGCUGCACCACAGGCGAUGGCGCCCUGCCCACUGACUGUGGAGGAGGCCGCCCCGGUGUUCCUGACUGAACUGCAGAACCAGGAGGUGCUGGACGGGUACCCCGUGAGCUUCGACUGUGUGGUGACUGGCCAGCCCGUGCCCACUGUAUGCUGGUUCAAGGACGGCCGGAUGCUGGAGGAGGACGACCACUACCUGAUCAGCGAGGACCAGCAGGGCGGUCACCAGCUCAUCAUCACAGCUGUAGUGCCCGCGGACAUGGGCGUAUACCGCUGCGUGGCUGAGAACAGCGUGGGCGUGUCGUCCACCAAGGCCGAGCUCCGCGUGGACCUGACCAGCACAGACUAUGAAACUGCAGCUGAUGCCACGGAGACCUCCUCCUACUUCAGUGCCCAGGGAUACCUGUCCAGCCGGGAGCAAGAGGGCAUGGAAUCAACCUCAGAGGAGGGCCAGCUGCCCCAGGUGGUGGAGGAGCUGAAGGACCUCCAGGUGGCCCCCGGCACGCGCCUGGCCAAGUUCCAGCUCAAGGUGAAAGGCUACCCAGCGCCCCGACUGUACUGGUUCAAAGACGGGCAGCUCCUGACGGCUUCUGAGCACAUCCACAUGGCAGACAGGAAGACGCUCCACACCCUGGAGGUCGUGUCGGUCACCCGUGAGGAUGCUGGCCAGUAUUCAGCCUACAUCAGCAACGCUGUGGGCGCGGCCUACUCGUCUGCACGGCUGCUUGUCCGAGGCCCCAAAGAUCCCGAAGAGAAGCCUGCAUCGGAUGUGGGCCAACAGCUGGUGCCACCCCGGUUCCUGGAAAGAUUCACCUCCAAGAAAGUAAAGACAGGUUCCAGCAUCACCUUCUCGGUGAAGGUGGAAGGCUCUCCGGCCCCCACGGUGCAUUGGCUGCGGGAAGAGGCUGGGCGGGGCGUGCUGUGGAUCGGCCGGGACUCACCAGGCUACACGGUGGCCCGCUCGGCCCAGCAGCACAGUCUGGUCCUGCUGGACGUGGGCCGACAGCACCAGGGCACCUACACCUGCCUCGCCACCAAUGCCGCGGGCCAGGCCCUCUGCUCCGCCAGCCUGCACGUCUCUGGCUUGCCCAAGGAGGCGGGCGCCGCAGAGGAGCACGCGGGAGUGAAGGAGGCCCUCAUCUCCACCUUCCUGCAGGGGGCCCAAGCCGUGUCUGCACAGAUGACAAAGACCACGGGGUUCGCCGCUGAUAUCGCCGGGCAGAGGACAGCAGAGCCCACGGCGGUGGAGGCCCGUGGCCACCUGUCCCUGGCUGAGGUGGGCACAGAAGAGUUCCUGCAGAAGCUCACGUCCCAGAUCACCGAGAUCGUGUCGGCCAAGAUCACGCAGGCCAAGCUGCAGGUGCCUGGAGGGGACAGUGAUGAGGAAUCCAAGACACCAUCUGCAUCCCCCCGGCACGGCCGUUCCCGCCCCUCCUCCAGUGUCCAGGAGUCAUCCUCAGAGUCGGAGGAUGGGGACUCCCGAGGCGAGAUCUUCGAUAUCUAUGUGGUCACGGCUGACUACCUGCCCCUGGGGGCCGAGCCGGACGCCAUCUCCCUGCGGGAGGGCCAGUACGUGGAGGUGCUGGACUCGGCCCACCCCCUGCGCUGGCUUGUACGCACCAAGCCCACCAAGUCCAGCCCCUCACGGCAAGGCUGGGUGUCCCCUGCCUACCUAGACAAGCGGCUCAAGCAGCUGUCGCCCGAGUGGGGGCCCAGUGAGGCCCCCGAGUUCCCAGGGGAGGCAGUGUCUGAAGACGAAUACAAGAUGAGGCUGAGCUCUAUCAUCCAGGAGCUGCUGGGCUCUGAGCAGGCCUUUGUGGGCAAGCUGCAGUUCCUGGAGCACCACAUCCAGCACCUGGACCGCUGCCCGCACGUGCCCACGGCUGUGGCCAGCCAGAAGGCGGUCAUCUUCCGCAACGUGCAGGACAUCAGCCACUUCCACAGCAGCUUCCAGCAGGAGCUGCAGAGCUGUGACACAGAUGACGAUGUGGCCAUGUGCUUCAUCAAGAACCAGGCAGCCUUUGAGAAGUACCUGGAGUUCCUGGUGGGCCGCGUGCAGGCCGAGUCAGCAGUGGUGGGCACGGCUGUGCAGGAGUUCUACAAGAAGUACACAGAGGAGGUGCUGUCUGCCGCAGACCCUUCGCAGCCGCCCCCGCCGCCCCUGCAGCACUUCCUGGAGCAGCCCGUGGAGCGGGUCCAGCAGUACCAGGCCCUGCUCAAGGAGCUGAUCCGCAACAAGGCGAGGAGCGGGCAGAGCUGUGCCCUUCUGCAGCAGGCCUAUGCGGUGGUGUCCGCCCUGCCGCAGCGUGCGGAGAACCGGCUGCACGUGUCGCUCAUGGAGAACUACCCAGGCACGCUGGAGGCGCUGGGCGAGCCCAUCCGCCAGGGCCACUUCAUCGUAUGGGAGGGGGCACCGGGCGCACGGAUGCCCUGGAAGGGCCAUCACCGCCACGUCUUCCUGUUCCGCCACCACCUGGUGGUCUGCAAGCCCAGAAGGGAUUCCCGCACUGACACUUUCAGCUACGUCUUCCGGAGCAUGAUGAAGCUGAGCAGCAUCGACCUGAACGAUCAGGUGGAAGGCGACGACCGUGCCUUCGAGAUCUGGCACGAGCGGGAGGACUCGGUGCGCAAGUACCUGCUGCAGGCGCGCACGGUCAUCACCAAGAACUCGUGGGUGAAGGAGAUCUGUGGCAUCCAGCAGCGCCUGGCCCUGCCUGUGUGGCACCCCCCAGAUUUUGAGGAGGAGCUGGCGGACUGCACAGCAGAGCUUGGUGAGACAGUGAAGCUGGCCUGCCGUGUGACGGGCACCCCCAAGCCUAUCGUCAGCUGGUACAAAGAUGGGAAGCCAGUGGAGGUGGAUCCACACCACAUCCUCAUCGAAGACCCUGACGGCUCCUGUGCCCUUAUCCUGGACAACCUGACCGGCAUGGAUUCGGGCCAAUACAUGUGCUUUGCUGCCAGCGCUGCUGGCAAUGCUAGCACACUGGGCAAAAUCCUGGUGCAAGUACCCCCACGGUUCGUGAAGAAGGUCCAGGCCAUUCCUUUUGUGGAGGGAGAGGAUGUGCAGGUCACCUGCACUGUCGAAGGCGCCCCACACCCUCAGAUCAGGUGGUACAAGGACGGGGCCCUGCUGACGCCCAGCAGCAAGUACCGAACCCUGAGUGAGCCCCGAAGUGGUCUGCUGGUGCUGGAGAUCCUGGCGGCCAGCAAGGAUGACCUGGGCCAUUACGAGUGCGAGUUGGUGAACCGGCUGGGCUCUGCAAGGGGCGGGGUAGAGCUGUGCAUGCAGAGCCCUGCUGUGCAGGCCCGGGAGCAGCUUCGCAGGGAGCAGCUUGCUACUGUGGAAGUCACUGAGCAGGAGACUAAAGUCCCCAAGAAAACCGUCAUCAUAGAGGAGACCAUCACCACCGUGGUGAAGAGUCCCCGUGGCCGGCGCCGGUCCCCCAACAAGUCCCCCUCCCGCUCACCAUCCCGCCGCACUGCCAGCCCGCCCAGGCCAGGCCCAUUGGCCCCCGAGCUGCUGUACUCCCUGGGGGCCGGCCAGCCCCGCAGGCCUGAGGUGGAUCCAGGCUGGAGGCCUACUGUGCCCACACUGUAUGUGACGGAGCCUGAGUCCCACAUGCCGGCCCUGCCCCAGGGCACGAGGCCGCAGCCCAAGUGGGUAGAGGUUGAGGAGACCAUCGAAGUCAGGGUGAAGAAGACGGGUUCCAGGGGUGCAUCCCCCGCCAGAGAGGCACCUGACAGCUCGGCAGGGCUUCUCUUCACGCUGCCUGGCAGGACCCCCAUAGGAGACCCCAAUGCAAACAACUCCAACAACAACCUACUGGCUCAGGAGCCCCAGGCCCAGGGCAGGGCCAUGGUCAGCACUAGAGAGCCUCUCAUCUUCUGCGUGGACACGGGGCCAGAGGAGGCCCCUGAGCCGUUCCUUCCCCAGGCGGCUGAAGAGGAAAUCCCCAUGGAGGAGGUGGAGGGUGGAGGUGGCAUCCUGACGGAGGACAACCUGGGCGCCAGCGGCCUUUGGGACCGUGACCCCAAGGUCCUCAUUCACGAUGGCCGAGUGCUGACGCUGGCUGACCUGGAGGAUUACGUGCCCCGGGAGGGGGAGACCUUCGGCUGCCAUGGCCCUGUGCCCAGUCCUUCUGACGAUCCGCCCUGUGAGGUCUCUGUGCUCCAGAGAGAGAUCAGCGAGCCUACCGUGGGGCAACCCGUCGUGCUCAACGUGGGGCGUCCCCUGGGUCCUCAAAGCCCGCCCAGCUUUUUCAGUCACUGGGAGGUGUCUCCCUUGGGGCCUCGGGUCCUGGGCCCCGCAGGUGUCUCCUUCUGUAUGCAGGAGGCCCAGGCUGGGAGCACUGCAUCCUGGAAGCCGUCCUUCUGCAUCCAGGUCCAGAGGUCUGCAGACAACGGCCAGAGCAGCUUCAAAACAGAGGUUAGCACCCAGACGGUCAGCUUCGGGACGGUGGGCGAGACCGUCACCCUGCACAUCCGCCCGGAUGGGGACAAGACCCCCGGCCCCUCCCAGGGCUGAGGCCGUGACCAGCAGGUGCCUGGCCGCUGGGCCCUGGGGGUGCAUGGCGGAAACCAGCACUCCAUGGACACAUGUGCUCUGGGCCUCUCCCUAAGUCUCCAAGAACUCAGGGCUGGAGCCUGCCCACCCCUCUCACUCCAGGACUGGCUACCUCAGGGGGCCUGGUCCAGCGAAGACACCGUGCACAGUCCUGGCAUCUCAGAAAGUCCAGAAGGCUGGAGGGACUCACAGACUGCAGCUCUGGGUCAGGGACUCUGCAUCUGUCCUGCCCUGUUCACGAGGCCAGGCUGCCAGGUGCUCUAGGCUGCUGCGUCUGCUCCAGGCCGGGGUCCCAGUCUUCCACUCACCGGGGGGCUCCCCAGCUACAUCUUCACUAUGAACAUUUCUCUCUGGCUCUGGGAGGCCUGCGUAGGGCUCAGCCCUGCAGGAACUCCUGGGCCUCUCUGCAGGGUGGACCAGGGUCUGUGUGUGACCCCCAGUGAUAAUAAACGGGGUCCCUGCAGUUCCCCUGC